Melopsittacus undulatus (budgerigar) is the source of this 2244-nucleotide messenger RNA. Its product is annotated as microtubule organization protein AKNA. The transcript is spliced from 11 exons. Lineage: Eukaryota; Metazoa; Chordata; Aves; Psittaciformes; Psittaculidae. Gene Ontology annotation, cellular component: centrosome. Gene Ontology annotation, biological process: neuroblast delamination; neuroblast division in subventricular zone; epithelial to mesenchymal transition. The record is from RefSeq and is a predicted model, not a curated record. The coding region runs from base 172 to 2244 and encodes 690 amino acids.
CCGGGAUCGGGAUUGGGAUCACGAUCGUGAUCGCGGUGCGGAGCCGCCCGCAUCAGGCGAGGAGCCGGCGGCGGGGCCCUCCCUGCAGGAUGCAGCAGUGAGGAUGAGAGCUACAUUCACGGCAAGGAUGUCCCCAGCCUGCCGCCGCCGGGCCAUGAAGCGGCACAAGUGAUGGUGCCGCGGUGGCCGUGGGCCAUGGCCAGCCCAGCACCAUGGCUGCACCGCACACAAACACAGCUGAGGCGCUGGCAGGGAGAGGAGGAGCAGCAGCAGGAGGAGGAGGAGGAGGAGGAAGAAGACGACGGCUUCCAAAGGCAAAUGGACGAGGAUGGGGUCAUCGGCCUGGGGGAUGACGCCAGGAGCCCUCCAUGGGGCAAUGGAGAGGACCUGGAGGAGAGGUCCCUGGUGCAGGAGGGUCACUGGCACCCACAGCAGGAUCUGGUGGAGGAGGAUGAGGACCAGGGCGGCUCUGGUGGGGAUGAAGGGCCCUGGGGGGCAGAGAGUGAUGGGGACCCCUACCCUGAGCUCUCCUAUGAGGGUCAAUGGGGCUCGGGGCUCAGCAGCAGCCUCGAGGCAUUGCAGGGUCCCCGGGCUCUCUGCCAGCCCCAUGGCCACAGCACAGAUGGGGGGGACACCUCGGGGCUGUCAGAUGCCAGCCCUGACCCUGCCACCCCAUCUCACUGGGGCUGGGGCAUGGCUGGGGAUACUGCAGGGGGGCACAGGACCCCAAAGCAGAGCAUCCUGCUGCACUGCUCCACUGAGGAUCAUCGCGAUGCCACCAGCACCAAGCCUGUGCCAAAGCUGGCACCCCCCAGGACCCCCAAGACCACUGGGGACCCCCCUGCACGGCGGGGGCCCAAAGAGGCAGCACCCAGGGUGCUGCCCCCGCAGCAGUCCCUGGGGCCGCAGCAGCAGCACGGAGGCAGCAAGAAGGCGAGGAAUCCAUCGGGAAUGGGCACCGGGUACGGCCGGGGGCAGCUCAACCACCCCCUGCCCGACCUGUCCAAGGUGCAGGCGCGGGUGAAGGUGACCCGGAGCUAUCGGCCGCCGCGGGGCAGAGCCCUGCCCAGCGCCCCCGGACCCAGCAUCAGCUCCAAGUCACCAGCUGACAUCGUGCGGGAGGUGCUGCUGAGCAGCGGGGAGGGGGUCCCCCUGCAGCCCCCCCCCACCGCAGGGCUGCCAAAGGGGUUCCGCUCCCCUGAGCAAGCCACGGAGCUGGUGCAGCAGCUGCAGGACGACUAUCACAAGCUGCUGACCAAGUACGCUGAGGCUGAGAACACCAUUGACCGCCUGCGCCUGGGGGCCAGGGUGAGCCUGUACUCGGACCCACCUCAGCCCAGCCGCAACCUGGCCAUGGGCACCGUGGGCUCUGGCAGCCGGGUGCUGGCCCUCAGCAUGGCGCAGGCCAGGACGGCAGCGGUCAGCACAGCCCCGGUGCCCUUGCCGGGUGGAGGUGUGUUGGACAGUGUCCCCAUCCAUCAUGGUGGGGGAGCACCCCAGCCCUCUCCCAGCUCAGCACCCAUGGGGGGCUGCCCCACUUGCCUGGGGACCUGCUGCUGCCCCGGGACCCGGCUGACACGGACCCUGGCAGGGCAGGCCCAGAAGCUGCAGGCACAGGUGGAUUCCUUCGAAGGUUGGAUCCAAGCAGGAAAGCCCACACUGCAGGAACAGCUCCAGCGGUUUGGGAAGCUGAAGGAAGCACAGGAUGCUCUGGAGCAGGCGUACCUGGGAGCACGGCAGCACCCGGGGGCCUCGGGGGACUUUGACCCUGACCGUGCUGUGGAAAGGGAGAUUUUCCACCUGGGAUUGCGCCUGGAGGACCUGAAGGAGCGGCUGGAGCCCAGGGCCAGGCAGCAGCUCCCCUCCAAGCGCCUGGAUCAGCCCCAGUCCCCCCCAGCCCCAUCCCCAUCACCAGCUGCCCACUGCCUGCACCCCGAGAGCCCCAUGGUGAUGGAUGGACCCCAGGGGACAGCGGGGAACACUGAGGUGGAGACAGAGGGGUUGCCUCAGCCCCUUUGGCACAAGCAGCAGCAGGUGGAGGAGGAUUUUGGGGACCUGCUGGAGCAGUACAAGCACUUCAAGUCCUUGCCGGAGUCGCUGAGCCUGGAGCAGCUGAGCCUGGCAGGGAGCAGGUCGCAAGAGGAGGCAGAUGGAGCUGCAGCAAGGGAUGGUGGCCCCAGCAAGGUCCCCUGCAGGACACGGUCCUUGGAGGAGGGCUCUGACAUUGAGACCUCUCCCUUGUAA